Messenger RNA from Xenopus laevis (African clawed frog), 1639 nucleotides. RefSeq names its product ras homolog family member U L homeolog (gene rhou.L). NCBI's taxonomy places the organism in Eukaryota, Metazoa, Chordata, Amphibia, Anura, Pipidae. The record is from RefSeq and is marked provisional. Gene Ontology annotation, molecular function: GTP binding; GTPase activity; G protein activity. Gene Ontology annotation, cellular component: plasma membrane.
GAUCUCCCUUGGUUAAUGCAGACGGCUCCCAUCUGAUGAAGACAUGCCCCCUCAAGAACUUUCCGUGGAUUACACUUCCCACUUUGCACCCCCUGUGCCACCCCACAAGCCCAAACCAGUGGCAGCGUCCUGCGGCCAGGAGCGGAUCCUGAAAUGCGUGCUGCUCGGAGAUGGGGCGGUUGGCAAGACCAGCCUUCUAGUGAGUUACACUACUAACGGCUACCCGACCCGCUACAUCCCUACGGCUUUCGAUGAUUUCUCAGCCCUGGUGCAGGUCGAAAAUACUCCUGUGAAACUUCAGCUCUGUGAUACAGCAGGACAGGAUGAGUUUGACAAGCUACGCCAUUUCUGUUAUCCAAAGACAGAUGUUGUGAUUCUUUGCUUCAGUGUUGUCAGCCCAUCCUCCUUCCAGAAUAUCUCUGAAAAAUGGAUAACAGAGAUACAGAGUCACUGUCCCAAUGUGCCAGUUGUGCUAAUUGGGACUCAGUGUGACCUCCGUGAAGAUGUCAAAGUUCUCAUUCAGCUUGCUCGGUACCAGGAGAAGCCUGUGUCUAACUCUUCUGCUAGGGCUCUUGCUGAAAAGAUUGGUGCUGUAGCCUACGUGGAGUGCUCCGCUUUGACCCAAAAGAACCUUAAAGAAGUCUUUGAUACAGCAAUAAUUUCUGGUUUGCGCUACUCAGAUCUAAGGGGACAGAGAGAGAGGAAAAUGGCUGCCACUGCCAACAAGAUGAAAACUCUUUCAAAGGCAUGGUGGAAAAAGUAUGUGUGUGUCUGAGGGUAAGAACCAUACUUCAUGAUGCACACAGAAGACCAAUAUGCCAGACUUUCUGCUGAAGUGUUGGCAAUUAAACAACACAACCAUUUUUUUCUGCAGGAAGCCAAAAUUGAAGGAGAAGUGGGGAGUCUUUUUUUGCUGCCAGUUUAUAGACAAAAUCUCUUUUUUCAUGAGAAGCAGUUAAACUUUAUUUCCAACAUGAUCAAGAUUCAAAUUGUAGACUUUCUAUAUAUUUUUCACUUGUAAGAAUAAAAUAUGCUCGUGGGACCAAUUGCUCCCUCCCAAACAUCGGAACAGGAAAUGCAUAAUCUAAAAGCAAUAUACACCUUCAGCUCUUGUGAACAUUGGGCAGGGAUUGCUGCUGUUAGUCAUUACAAAGGUCGAGGCCUUGCUCCAUAUCAGAAAAGGAGACAUUUUGCUGGUUUAUUUAAUCUGUCUCUUAGCUGAGGUGGAUGUUAUUCCAAUACUGCUUCUAUUUUUAGAAGCGUGCAGUAUUUUAAGAUAUUAUAUUAACACUGGUGGGUGCCAUGUGUCUGUGUUGUGGAGGGCUCUACACAAAAGAUUAUAUAUCCUUUUUUUAUUACUGAUAACCAAACUGAGGUUCUACAUCUGUUUGUAAACUACAAUUUCUAGCAUCCCUUUAACUAGGGGUUUAUAGUAAGAAAGCAGGGGGGAUGUCCACCCAGUUGCUUCUAACCCCCAAUUAUUUUAAUUUUAUGUGUAACCGAUUCCCUCUGCAUCACAGUCCAGGCUCCAUGACAUAAUACUCCAGUUAUAUCUGCUUUAUAAGCAGCUGCUUGGGAGACCACUUUGAUUUAAUGUGAUUUUGUUUUGGAAAUAAAAUUACAUUGAUAAAAUAUUUAA